Molecule: messenger RNA, 7575 nt
Organism: Lytechinus variegatus (green sea urchin)
Lineage: Eukaryota; Metazoa; Echinodermata; Echinoidea; Temnopleuroida; Toxopneustidae
Product: CUGBP Elav-like family member 3-B
Exons: 12
Coding region: 68-1252 (394 amino acids)
Biological process (GO): regulation of alternative mRNA splicing, via spliceosome; mRNA splice site recognition
Cellular component (GO): nucleus; ribonucleoprotein complex; cytoplasm
Molecular function (GO): mRNA binding
Source: RefSeq, a predicted model, not a curated record
UCGUGCAUUGCAAGUUAAGCCAGCCGACAGCGAGAGUAGAGGAGAGGAUAGGAAGCUUUUUGUUGGGAUGUUAAACAAGGCCCAGACGGAAGAAGAAGUCCGUGCAAUGUUCACACAUUUUGGAAAGAUAGACGAGUGUACCAUUCUCAAGGACCCCAAUGGAAUCAGCAGAGGUUGUGCAUUUGUUAAAUUCAGUACAAGGAAAGAAGCAGUCGGGGCAAUCAACAGUAUCAACAUGUCGCAAGUUUCAAACGGCAUGAAUACGCUAAGCCUGCACAAUCAGGCCAACCCCAAUCUAGUGGUGAAGUUUGCCGAUACCGAGAAAGAGCGUCAGCUACGUCGCAUGCAGCAGAUGUCAAACUCGAUGGGUCUGUUCAAUCAGAUGGCCGUCAGCUCCCCGAUAUCCCUCUAUGGUGGUUACCAGGUUAAUACGCAGCAAAUGCUUCAACAGCAAGCAGCAAUCAUGGCCCACCAGUCGACGGCUGCCUACAUGAACCCAAUGGCUGCCCUGUCCGCUGCCCAACAGAUGAACCAGAUGAAUGCUGUAGCAGCCAACGGUUUCCCUGCCGCUACCACUGCUACCAUCCCUUCCACCGGAGAACACCUCCUAGGUAUGGAGGGAAUCGUACCAGCACCAGGCGCCGGCCAGCCGGCGGUGAACUGUGCCGUCAGCACCCCAACCCUACCCUCACCAACCAUGCCGACGUACACCCUUGCUGCACAGACGAAUGGACAAGCAGAGACACUCUACACCAAUGGCCUACAGUAUCCUGGAGAGUAUGCAGCUGCCAACCAAGCAGCAGUUGCUGCAGCAGCUACAGCGGUUGCUACGGAUCCUCUGCAGCAAGCCUACACUGGUAUGCAGCAAUAUGCAGCAACCUACCCAGCAGCCUUUGGUGGUUUGAGCCAAGCGAGUUUUGCUACCACCGCCACCCAACAGCCGGUACUAGCAGCAGCCCCUCAGAGGGAGGGUGAGUAUGGACCAGAAGGUUGCAAUCUCUUCAUCUACCACCUGCCUCAAGAGUUUGGCGAUAAUGAACUUACCCAAAUGUUCCUGCCCUUUGGCACAGUCAUCAGUUCAAAGGUUUUUGUUGAUCGUGUCACCAACCAAAGCAAGUGCUUCGGUUUUGUGAGUUUUGACAAUCCGUCAAGUGCUCAAGCUGCCAUCCAGGCAAUGAAUGGCUUCCAAAUCGGCAUGAAGAGACUCAAAGUGCAACACAAGCGCCCUAAGGAUGCCAACAAGCCCUACUAAAGAAUACACAGAUGCCCUGCAUGGGAAGACCUUCCAGAGCAGGCUGUGCCAGGCUUUGGAUGGUAUGCUCCCAUCAUGCAUCUGACAAAGAGAGAAAGUUCUUCUUUUUCGUAUUCAAAUUUUGAUUCCAUCCUCUACAUGUGCAGUGAUAUGGAGAGAAAUUUGAACAUUGAUUUUUUUUGUGAUAACUGCAUGAUGAAGAAAUCAACUUUGUACAUAAUCUUAUCAUCAAGCUUAAUUUGGAAUUUUUAGGACAUUUGUAGCAUUUUGAGUAUUAAAAACCUGAGAAAGAUUUAAUACCGAGGAUUGUUGAAUUGCAUAAUAUGUAUAUAUGAUUUUCUUAUUUACAUUACAUUACAUGGAAUGCAUUUUUGGUAGUAAAAUCAUGUAAGAGAUACUAUUUGAAAGGUGGAUUUGAUAGAGAAAUCAUGAAAUUUCACUUAUACAUAUUGUUAUGAUGAAAGAAAUGGAGAAUGUGGAAUAUUUCUUUUUAUUUUACUUUUGUUUUGCUCUAAAUCACAGAACAGAUUUAGACAAUUUAUAAUUUCUAAUGAAUUAUAGAAAGUUCUGUUACAAGCUGCAUGUGAGAGGAACACUGCAUGGAUUAUAAACUAUUUGCAAUUUUACCAUUCGAGUACAGAAAUAAGACAAAUCGGUGAAAUAUAUAUUUUUGUCAGCAGUGCUUAGAGUGAAUUUUAGAGCAGCAGAUCUCAUUGAAGAAUAAUAGUAAUGAGAUGAAACAAAUUGAGUGAGAAGGAAGAGUUUUGAAUAUGCUGUGCUGCUUUUAUUUUCAAGAGGAAAGAUGGUUUUCCUCAUUCAUGAGUUAUCUUGUUCUUGGUCUGUGCUAUUCUUUCUUCAAAGAAAAACUCAGGCCAAAUCAAAAAGAAGUGCAAUAUUUAUAUGCCAUAUAACCCUCAAGUAGGAGGGUCAAAAGUAGUUGGAAAAGUUGCUUGAUAGGCAAUUAUAAUUUUUUUUUUGUCAUUUCGAAAUGAAGGAAUCAUGUGUUGCUCCUUUUUUCUUAUUUGUCACGUCUUAAAUUAUUCAGAUCCGAAGUCUUAUCUGUUUGUAAGUCGAACCCCCAUGCACGUUAUUUUUGUACGGUAAAGCCAAGCUGAUAUAUUUCUGUGUUUAGAGUACUUAUUUAUUGAAUUAAUUUAUUCUCCACGGUGUGUUGGACAACCAAAGAGUUUGGUGGUGUUUUGUGCAUCAGUCUAGAGUUAGUUUAUGUGUUUUUAUGUUGUAUUCACUUCAUCAAAUCACUGCUCAUACCCUGACAUACUGUCUCCAUACAUUCAACCAGUCAUAAAAUAGAACACUUACAAAUGAGAUUAAAACAGUUGCCAUUAAAAAUAUAAUCUCUUUAUGAGACAAAGUAUUUCUUUAUGAUAAAUAAAAAUAAAUAUGUAUUUAUCUCCUUAUAUUGUUGUAAAAAUGAAUUUCCUGUUGAAUUUUUUGUAAGUUGUUGAAAAGGUGUCAACAAUAUUUUUAUUUUGAAAAUUCAGAAGCAAAAGUGCUGAACUUUUCUUCCCUUUUGGUAUUUUUCUUCCCAAUAUAACAUGCUGGGUAUCGAGUGUAAUAUACCAAUCUGGUAUAAUUCAAGCCAUCUCCACGUUGGUUAUUGAGGUGUUAUCCUAUAUUGUUUUUGUAUUUUUAUAUAAGUGUUGAUUUGUACAGAAAGGAGGGGACCAAACAAAAUAUUUUUAUUUUAUUUUUUGGACAAGAAGACAUUGUGUGAUCGUUUUUGAUAAAGUUUUGUGUUCAAAGGCUAUACAUUGCAGUAAUUCAUUGUACAUUCUUGAUGGGAGGACUCCAUUUUCCUAUUUCAGCACCAAAUUUUCUUUGGAAAUCCUGGGUAUAUGUGCUUUUAUCAAUAGAAAUUCUUCCUUGCUGUAAAAGUCACAAUUGAUUUCUGUAUUGUUUAAUUUCUUUUUUAAAAAAAUUGUUUAUUUUAACACUAUCAGUUCAUAUUUAAUGUAAGGAUAUGAAUCACAGAUCGUAAAAUAUUCUGCUAAAUAUCAAUGUUGUUAUAAUCAAGGGUGUGUUAGGAGGGGGGAUGUUCUUGGGAUGUUAUUUUGAUGUUAAGCAAGUGUAGCUAUUGAUAAGGUUCCUUCAUUGGUUUCAUUUGAAAUGAAAGAAUUUCAAGUACACUCUCAAUCCUUCACAGGGGCAUCCAAGCAUGUUUUAUUUUUUUAUUAUCUAAAUCAUCAUUUAAUGAGAGGAAGGACUAUAAUGUCAUUAUGAAGAAGAAUGAAAUAUCAUGACAAUCAUGAACAAAGUGCAUCAUGGGUAAAAUUGGUUAUCUAAUACACUUUAGUUUAGAUGAUUAUUGAUGAAAGAAAUUAAUAUGAAGUUAUUCCAUGGCGUGAUAUUCACACCAGAUGGCGUUUAUGAAACGUCCAUUCCUUUAGUCCAAAUAAGAAUCUCCAUGAAUGUUCAUUUGGAAGAGUUUUGAAUUAUGUAAUACAAUCUGACAAUACCUCCUCGAUCUCCCCACAUUUACCCCCCCCCUUCACUGUUCAUUGUUCAUGUAUGAACAGGUUCAGGUAUGUAUACCAGGUUCAUUCAUCCUUUCUGGUGGUACAACUACUCAAAAUCUAUUCGCCUGUCCCUUCAUCAUAUUUGUUUUGCUUUUUUUAGGGGGAUUUGAGGUGUAAUUUUUAUCAGCCUUAUGACCAAAGACUCCCAACAUGUCUAAGAAUUCCUUAGUUUCAUUUUUUUUUGCAAUUAUUUUGUAAUAAAUGAAAUAUUCAUUGCUUGUUUGGUGGCUGAAGAUUUUUUUCAAUGCCACAAAUUUCAUGUUUGGACGAGGACAAGAGACACCCCAACAUGUGGACAAUUGCUCACUAUCAGAGCAAGGAAGUUAAGGCCAGUUGGGGAUACUAAGCACCAACUUUAUUGCAUUGAAAACUUAUUUUUGUCCAUUUUAUAUGAAAGUAUUGACCAUGAGCUUGCCCAAUGGUAAUGCCGUAUCUCUGUACAUUCCAUUUUGUAUCUGCAUGUUCCACUAGAUGCUAUCUCUCCCCCUCUCUCUCUCUUCAUUUGCUUUUUAAAUUCAUUCAAGAGGUUCUGAGAAAACUCUUUAUGUUUGUCCAGCAUUACGUGUUUGAGUUAUUUGUGUGUCAGAGAAACGCAAGACAAUUGUAGAUUCGAUGACCGUGUCAAGGGAAAAGAUGAAAAAAUGUAUUCAUGUCAUAUUGUCGCUGUAAUAUUUUGUAUGAUAUUUAAUUAUUUAUUGAACUUCUGUACAUUUCUUUUUCACAUACAUUUGAUAGAGCAUGUUAUGGUUAUCCCAGCUCUUGAGCAGUUUUAUAAUGAUUGUAAAGGGAGUUCCAGCUAUUCUGUAUUCAUGUCAAAAGCAUUUAAAGUACUUAAUCCUGCAACUUAAUGAAUCAAUGAAUUCAACUCAUUUGCUCUACUGCAAUUUAUAUUUUACUGAGUUUAAGGUUUUUUGUACCUUAUAAAACCUCUUAAAGGAAAGACAAUUAUUUUAUUUUCAGUCACGUUUUGCUUUCUUCCAACUCUUUAAGUCAUGAAAGGAAUGUAUUUUUUGUUGUCUUGAAAAGACUAUUUUUAAAAAUUUUGAUUAAUGAACUCCCUCUGUUAAUAUUCAACUCAUUGAUCAAACAAUGCUGCAGCAGUGUUAACUAGAUGAUGUUCCCUAAAUUUCAUUCUAAAACUCACCUUUCUUAAACUUUUUUUAGACAGCUCCACACACAUUUAUUUUGUGUGUGUGUCAUUUCUAUGCUUUGGUAUGCAUCACUAUUAGCAAAAUAAUUUCAAAGGAAAUAACAUUUCUUAUUUAUUUUUUGUAAUUAUUUUUUGUAAAAAAUAUCAGCCUCGGUCACCCUCUUAUUUCAUCAUUCUUGGCCAAAAUCAGUGGAAUGUAUAUAUAUUUUUUUGUUUAUUAAUGGUGAAAUUUACCAUUAUCCAGAAUAAUCUAAAUAAGAUUGCCACAAUAUGAUUUUCAAUACCUGAAUACAAAAGAUUAAAAACAGUGUUUGGUAGAUCAUUAUGUUUUAUAAAAGGUAGCCUUUAAAAAUAGACAUGCGUUUUAUUUCUAAUUUCCUUUGUGACAACAUGCUUGUACAUGCAAUCUCUCUAUGUUUUCAACACAAAAGUUGUAUGAUUUUUUUUUCUGACACUUGAAAUGACAGCUUGAUUUGUAUUAAGAUCAUGUAGUAUAACGAUUCUUUCACUUCACAUAUAGUUCUAGACAUAUUAUUCUAAACAAAAUAUGAGUGCAUACAUAGUAAUUAGCGUUGUAUAAUAUGUAGAUUGACAUAAGAUUUGAAAAUAUUGAAGAAAAAAUAGAUAAAAGUAGAUUAGUUAUCUCGGGCAGUUCGAGAUGUAGAAUUGAGUUCUUAUCUUUGAUUAAAUCUAUCAUUGCGUCACAAAAAGUAGGUGAUUUUUAUUUAUGAUUGGAGCGUUAUUUCAAUAUACCUCUUGAGUGUGGCCUGGGAGAAUAUGAGGAAAUGGAUGGAUUUACUUCACCUCUUUGAUCAAUGAUAUCAAACCCACAUGGGGGGUAAGAAGUUCCUGGUCUAUGGUGUCUGGGGUGGACUUGCAUGGAAUACAUUCCGUUUUAAAGAAUGUCUAUAUAGAUUGUAUGCUGGAUUGCUCCGUGAGAUAAUUGCUUUGUGCCAGCGAGGAUGCUGAGAGUCAGCAUCCAGAGAGGAAGCAUCAUCUAAGCCAUCUCAUUGCCAUGGAAACCAGCAAUUGAUACUGAAGGCCAAAGGGUGAACGGACAAGUGGAUCAGAAGAAGAAGAUAAGACGGAACUAUUGUAUAGGCUCAGAAGUGAACGAGGAGAGAUAUAAAAAUUAAGUUUACUUUUAUGAGCAAAGUACUGGUAGCUUGUAAAAUGAAAAUAUAGCAUUGAGAAAAAAAGCAACAGAAAAUAUAAAAAAAUAUGAAAAAUAUUUACUGCACAUUUUAACAGCCAGUCAUUCCGUACCAAGCUCGUAUUUGAAUAAGCAUUUUUUACCAAUGGUACCUUUGAGGAUUAUAGAUAAAAUAUUAGAAAUUUGAAGAACAACUGUUAUUUUUAAAAAAGAGUGCAGAAUUUUUGAACUUUGAUGUGAUCUAUUCUGUAAAAUGUUUGGUAUCAGAGUUUAUGUACGUUAUUUUUCUUUUUACUUUUAAUUUCAAAUUUUCUUUUUCUUUUUUGAUGGGAUUGUACAAAUUUGCACAAAGUUAUUUCUUUCCUUCAUUCAAGCCGAUAACCAUAGAAUCAACCUGAACUCUCAUCAGGCAUUCUAUAUAUAUUUGGCGUUUUUUGUGUUGCAUGUGAACUCUGUCCAAAAUUGUGGAAUAUGGUGAUUAAUUGAUGUUCUAGUGGAAAUGUGGUAUUGGGUAGCGGUAACAAAAUGGUUCAGUGUUGUGACUUUUGGUGAAACUGGUGGAAAAUGAAUAAAAUAUAUCAUUUUAAUAUAUAAGAGAAAUUGAUAAAAAGAUAUUUAGAUAUUCAUGGAAGGAGACGUUGCAAUCAGCCUUUUAGAUGAUGUACACAAGAAAGACAGUAUAUUUCAUGAGAAACGUUUAUGCAUUUUUAUGUUUGUUUUGAUGGAGGACAUAGAUGGGUAUACAAUACCCAUCUUAUUAGCACAGUACUGCGAGGGUUAUCUUGAUUGUGGGCGACCACAUCAAGUAAGGCCCUAAUUACUUCCAUUUAAUAUGAAAAAAGAUGUAAUGCACUCGCUAGUUAAUCUGCCCAGGAUAUCUGGUGUUUUGUAUGGUUGUUGUCCUUGGAUAUCUUUUACUUCAGUCUUUUAAAGCAUGAAAGAAAUGAAGUGCAAAUUUUUUCAGUACAUCAUGUAAAAUCUGUGAGAUUUUUUUAUACAAGAUUUAGUGUUCACUACGGGAGUGAUUGUUUGUGUUAUAUAUAGCAAGAUGGGCAUGUCGUGUUCUGCAUUGAAAUCUCCAUCGAUAUGCAGUAUACACAAUCUUCCACCAGAUGCCUGUGUAUAAAAAGGAAGUACUCCUGUAUUUUAUAUCAAGAAAAGAAGGGAAUUAGUGGUCAAUGAAUAUUUUUUUGCUGUGUUUUAGUCAAAGUGGUGGUAUAAAAGUGAAAUUGUUCAACAUCUGUGGUGACAGAAAAAAAUAUUCUAUGAGAUUUAAAAAAAAAACCAGAGCCUUUAUUUUGUUUACCAAAGACCACGAUGUGUUUUCUUUGUACAGUCUAAUGAUAUAAGUGUAUAACAUGCUAUCUUUGAAUGGCAUUUUUGAUACUCUAUAUUAUAUACUUUUUAAAGAAAGAAUUCAUCCGUCGUAUAAAGACUUGGUGCGGAAUGGCUGGUAGCAUAUAGUGCACUUGUAGAAUGUAAG